This is a messenger RNA of Dichotomopilus funicola, 2040 nucleotides long. RefSeq names its product kinase-like domain protein. The record is from RefSeq and is a predicted model, not a curated record. Gene Ontology annotation, molecular function: protein binding; ATP binding; protein serine/threonine kinase activity. Bases 1 to 2040 code for a protein of 679 amino acids. Gene Ontology annotation, cellular component: cytoplasm; nucleus. NCBI's taxonomy places the organism in Eukaryota, Fungi, Ascomycota, Sordariomycetes, Sordariales, Chaetomiaceae. Gene Ontology annotation, biological process: protein phosphorylation; mitotic DNA damage checkpoint signaling. The transcript has 2 exons.
AUGGAGUAUCGUCUUUCCUCUGGUACCGUGAUUGAGCCAUCCUCGGCCAUCUUAGUGAUCGACCCCGUGCCCGGUGUCACAGAGUCGGAGCUAAUAGGCCGCAACGAGGGACGUGUCGGCCACCUGGUCGACGACGCCCUUCUCUCAGGUGCCACUGAUCACGGGGAUUCCCUCAUCGUUCUUUCCCUCUCUCAUCCGCCUCGCCUCGGCGAGCAGUUCGUCUUGGGCAGCGACGCCCCGACAACUGACAUAGUCCUCGGCGUUCCUGGCCGCAAGGUCAGCGCUCGUCACCUCAGUUUUGGUUUUGACGAACAGGAUCGUGUUAUCAUGCUCGACACCUCCAGGCUCGGCACCAGCGUAUCCUACAACGACCAGCCGCUCUAUGCCCGCCGUGGCACUCCCGGCCGCCCCUUUAGAUGGGUUCUCCCUAUCGGAUAUGAAGUUCGGGUCGAGAUCGAGCCUUCCUUCAGGUUCAAUAUCCGUGUCCAGGAUCACAGCUCCCAUCUCGAAGAGUUCCGCGCCAAGCUCGAGUCUUUCCGCCAUGAAUGCCGUACGCGGGUCCCUGAGGUGUCUAAUAUUGACCUCGACGCAGACCUCCCGGUCACCGCCAGCGCCUUGACUCCUGCCUCCCCCGGCAGCGGCUUACCCAACUCCGCCGCUACCACCAAUUUGGAGACCCCCGACGACAAAAGAUUGCCUGGCCCCGAAGUGUAUGUCGAGGGCCCCAUCCUUGGCCGCGGCGGGAAUGGCACCGUCAACAAAUUCUACGCUGUCCGGGAUUGGACUUGCUAUGCUGGCAAGCGAAUCGCGCAUGACGUAGAUCUUGAAUAUGAGGUUGACGUGCUGAAGAAACUAAGCCAUCCUCGAAUCGUCCGCUAUGUCGAUACUUUUGAAGAAACUCAAACGCCUCUCAGCACUGUUCUCAUCAUGGAGUAUUGCGCUGAAAAGACGCUCGCGCACCAAUAUCGGAAGCGUGAGCUUCAAAUGGAGGAAACACUUCUUGUGCUUCAGCAAUGCCUUGAAGCCCUCGUCUACUUGCACGAGUCGAACAUCACCCACAGAGACAUCAAGCCUCAAAACAUCCUCUUCCGCUCCCGCAACCCUAUUGACGUGGCCUUAGCCGACUUUGGCUGGGCCUCUAAUGCGGCGGGAUCCAUGUCCACCGCCCAAAUAGGCACCAUUACCUACCUCGCCCCCGAAGUCCUCGCCCACCAACGAUAUCGAAACCCAAUCGACAUCUGGUCGCUUGGUGUAGUUGGCCUUGAAUAUCUCGAAGAGCUGCCGGACGAGGAAGAAUGUGAAGAUGAACUAGACUUCGCGAUCGAGAUCUCGGGUUACGCCGAGUCCUUAGCCACUGACUACCCCUCGCACGGUCACCUACUCCUCCUGAGCCAGAUGCUGAGUCGGAAGCCUGCCAAACGGCCAACAGCCGUGGAAUGCUUGAGGGCCGUGUCCGACUUGGUUGCCCAAGCCACGCCGCCGACCACACCGUCACCCCUUAGUCCUUUGACACGCGGGAGCCGUGAGCCCACCCUCAGUGACAGCCAGGCCACAGUCCGCGCCCCGCGUAACUCCCAGUACACACAGACGACCGUCCGCCGCUGGAUCGACAGAACCAGCCCUCGCAACUCCAGGGACAACGGCGACGACUUAGAGGAUGGAAACUCCAGGGACAACGGCGACGACUUAGAGGAUGAAAACUCCCGGGGCAACGGCGACGACCAAGGGAAUGGCAACUCUAGGGAUAACGGCGACGACGACAGCCGCAAUAGACGCUCGGAUGUCCCUCCGCCUGAAACGCCCCAGCCUGCGAGCAGCGUUGUCCGGUUGGCAUCACCAGAAUACGAAGAGAACUACAGCCUUGGAGCUGGGCAGCCUGAGCCUCAAGCCUCGUCCGUUUCCGCCGUGCCAGCGGUCUCGGCGCUGCGGAAACGCAACCCCGAUAGCUCAGGCUCAGGGCCAGGUUCGAACGGCUCAGAUCGGCACGCCCGCAAGCGCCAGGCCACCUCCCAGAGGCUGUCCCUAAGCACUGCCAAGUAA